Molecule: messenger RNA, 2711 nt
Organism: Rhagoletis pomonella (apple maggot)
Lineage: Eukaryota; Metazoa; Arthropoda; Insecta; Diptera; Tephritidae
Product: probable ATP-dependent RNA helicase DDX23
Exons: 2
Coding region: 123-2537 (804 amino acids)
Biological process (GO): mRNA splicing, via spliceosome
Cellular component (GO): catalytic step 2 spliceosome
Molecular function (GO): RNA helicase activity; RNA binding; ATP binding
Source: RefSeq, a predicted model, not a curated record
AUAAGAAGAAGCUGCAAUUAAAUGUCAAAUUUAUCUUUUUAGCCCUGCAAACGUUUUCAUUACUAGCUUUUUUAUUCUGUAUUUUCUAAAAGGAAUUAAAAAUUAAAAAAAAAGCAAUCCUUAUGGGCAACGAUAAAAGACGUCGAUCACAUUCCAGGGAUCGUCGAGACCGGGACCGCGAGAGAGAUCGUGACCGGGAACGGGACAGGGAUAAUGAACGUGAUCGUGGACGAGAACGGGAACGCGAGAAGGAUCAUAAUCGACGCCGCUCUAGAUCUCGAGGUCGAGAUCAUCCAAUAGAAAAACGACGCACGGACGAGAAACCAAAAGAUGAAAGGGAUGAAAAAAAACCUGGCGUCAAAGACGAGGACGAUAUGGAGGAUGUCAAAAUGAAAGACAUUGAGAAGGCUAAAUCUAAGAAGGAACCUCUGUCUUUAGAAGAAAUCCUUGAGAAAAAGAAAAGAGAAGAGGAAGCACGUAGCAAACCAGUCUUUCUCACUAAAGAACAGCGGGCAGCGGAGGCCUUGAAAAGACGUCAAGAAGAAGUAGCUGCAAUGCGUAGCGCCCAAAGUGCAGCUACAGCUGCUGCCAUUGCAGACGGAGAUGGCUUGAAUAACGGGUUCGGAAUUCCACCGACGCAACUAAAAAAUGAAAGGAUAGAUCGCAAAGAUCGCGAUCGCGAUUAUGAUCGACGGGAUCGUGAAAAAGGGCGAGAUCGCGACCGGGAUCGAGAUCGUGAAAGAGAUCGAGAUCGAGAUAAGGAUAGAGAUAGUAAACGCGCUGAAGAUCUUACUCAUAAGGAUAAGGAGAAAGAACUGGAAGCGAUACGUGAACGGUACUUAGGUAUUGUGAAGAAAAAACGCCGUGUUCGUCGAUUAAAUGACCGUAAAUUUGUUUUCGAUUGGGAUGCUGGAGAAGAUACAUCCAUUGAUUACAAUAAUUUGUACAAAGAGCGUCAUCAUGUACAAUUUUUCGGUCGUGGUAAUGUCGCUGGUAUUGACAUCAAAGAACAAAAACGUACACAAAGUAAAUUCUAUGGGGAUCUGUUGGAGAAACGACGAACGGAAGCAGAAAAAGAACAGGAAAAGGUGCGACUUAGAAAAGUGAAACGUAAGGAAGAUAAGCAAAAAUGGGAUGAUCGUCAUUGGUCUGAAAAGGCUCAUGAGGAGAUGACCGAGCGUGAUUGGCGUAUUUUCCGUGAGGACUAUAACAUUACAAUUAAAGGUGGUAAAAUACCUAACCCUAUACGUAAUUGGGCCGAAUCUGGGUUCCCUAAGGAAAUCAUCGAAAUUAUUGACAAAGUUGGGUACAAAGAGCCAACACCUAUUCAAAGGCAGGCAAUACCGAUUGGCUUACAAAAUCGCGACAUUAUUGGUGUAGCAGAAACAGGUUCUGGUAAAACUUUAGCUUUCCUUAUACCGUUGUUAUCUUGGAUUCAGUCACUUCCGAAAAUAGAACGCAUGGAAGAUGCCGAUGCAGGACCUUACGCCAUUAUUAUGGCACCAACACGUGAAUUAGCACAGCAAAUCGAAGAGGAAACUAUCAAGUUUGGUCAACCGCUGGGCAUACGCACGGUGGUCGUAGUGGGCGGUCUGUCUCGUGAGGAACAAGGGUUUCGUCUACGCUUAGGUUGCGAAAUUGUUAUCGCAACACCUGGUCGUUUGAUUGAUGUUUUGGAAAACCGUUAUUUAGUUCUAAGUCAGUGUACGUAUAUUGUAUUGGAUGAGGCAGAUCGUAUGAUUGACAUGGGUUUUGAACCGGAUGUUCAAAAGAUUCUUGAAUAUAUGCCAGUAACAAAUUUGAAACCUGACUCGGAAGAAGCUGAAGAUGCCAGCAAACUAAUGGAGAACUUUUACUCAAAAAAGAAGUACAGACAAACUGUGAUGUUUACUGCUACUAUGCCUCCAGCGGUGGAACGAUUAGCAAGAUCAUACUUGCGGCGUCCAGCUACUGUCUACAUUGGAUCUAUAGGCAAACCAACCGAACGCACAGAGCAAAUCGUGUUUAUGAUGGGUGAAAACGAUAAACGCAAGAAACUGAUGGAAAUACUUUCCAAAGGUAUUGAACCGCCAGUCAUCAUUUUCGUCAAUCAAAAGAAGGGUGCUGAUGUGCUUGCCAAAGGAUUGGAGAAGUUGGGUUACAAUUCAUGUACUCUUCAUGGUGGCAAAGGACAAGAACAACGUGAAUACGCUCUUGCAGCUCUUAAAAACGGUUCCAAGGAUAUGCUGGUAGCAACGGACGUCGCUGGACGUGGUAUUGAUAUCAAAGAUGUGUCACUUGUCAUCAACUAUGAUAUGGCAAAAUCGAUCGAGGAUUACACGCAUCGUAUAGGUCGUACGGGACGUGCUGGGAAGAAUGGUGUAGCCAUUUCAUUUGUCACCAAAGAUGACAGUCAUUUAUUCUAUGAUCUUAAACAAUGCGUUACGGCUAGUCCGGUAUCUGUAUGUCCACCAGAGCUAAUGAAUCAUCCAGAUGCACAACACAAACCUGGCACAGUGGUGACAAAGAAAAGACGGGAGGAGAAAAUCUUUGCUUGAGUUAUGCGGAAAGCCAAACCCGGAAAAAAUUUAAUUUGGCAACAUUUUUACAUGGAUUUGGUUUACAUUUGUGAAUUUAAGUUUGUAUAACAGUAGUAUAUUUCUCUUCGGAUUACAUUUUUAAUACAUGGCUUUCGCCUUGGUAACAUAAAAAAAUACAAGGAACAAUUUUUA